AGAAAAGAAGAGCCCAACUCUGGCACCAGGGUGGCCUUGGCAACCCUCGUCUGGGAUGGGGGUUCACACCCUGGGUGGAUGCUGGGUGGAGCCCAAAGUCUUGGCCUAGGUGCGGCAGGCGGGCCAGGAGUGGCCCAGCAGGUGGGGUGGGGGCUGGGAGUCACUCCUGCCCAGUGCCAGGCCCCUAGCAGGGAUACGCCCCACCCUGGGACGGGUGAGGCUCACGGGGAGGGGCCGCAACCACCUCACCCUGCCAGCAAGGGGCUCCCCGGGAGCCCGGGCCAAGAGCUGCCUCCCCAUCGUGGCGGGUCAAACAAUGAAGGAGAUGCAGGGGCACACUGCCACCAAGCUAUUGUUCAAGGGAGAGAAAGAGGGAAGGCCUGGGAGACCAGCCCCCUCUUCUCCUGGGCCUGCGGGCACUCAGGGACCCUCCUGCUGAGGCUUGAGCCCCUUCAGGCCUGUCUGCCCCUCCUGGAGCUCAGCUAGGACCAGCCUUACCUGUUCCCUGCUCCCAGGACCAGAGGGAGAGAGCAUUAUGCGGGUGGGGUGUGGGGUCCCCUAGGAGCAGGGCCAGGGAGCCCGGUGUUUGGGGAAGGCUCCCCGUGGGUCUGGGGGAGCCGGAAGCCCGCAGUAACUUUGCUAUUCCAUUGUUGGUAUUACUGAGCCUCAGCCUGUCUGCACUCUGGGAAAGGGGGCAGGGGAGCUCUGUGGGCCCCCUCUGUGCCCACCCAUCUCAGACACUGGGGAGGGCUCUGGUGGUCCUCUGUGCCCCCUCCCCCAACUCCCACCCCAUCUCUAGCAGUGGUGGGGCCUUCACUGGCUCUGGCGGCUGGGGUGAUUCUAAGAAUGGAAAUGCCUCGAGAGUGUCAGGCACCAGGAGGAGGUGGGGAGGAGGUGGGCGCAGCAGUGUCUGUGGCUCGGGAAGUCCUGAGGAGUAUUUGUUAUGCCUCACGGGCCAGAGAAAGGGAGAGGAAGGGCCCCUUCCUUGGGGAUCCCCCAGGGAAUCCCCAGGCCCCAUCUGGACGAAGUCAGGAGAUGGGGCAGGCAGGCAGGGAGCUGGUCUUGUCCCCCUGACCCGGACCUCCACUGAGGCUGUGCCUUACCGAUGGGGAAACUGAGGCCUUCUGGGGGCAACGAGCCCGUCAGGCACCAGGCUGUGGGGUGCCAGCUCUGUCUCUCCUCCUGGAGAUGCCCUGGGACCGAGAUGUCAGCCUGUCUGGGCAGGAACUGGGCCGAGGGGCCAUGUCUAAAUUGGAGCCGGGCGUGGAGGCUGGGUGGGACUCAGCCCCAAGGCCCCUCGCAGGUCCGCGUGGUGGAGGGCUGGGGCCAGCGCGGAGGCUUUCUCAGAGCCAGGGCUGGGGGCGGGCUGGGGAGCUGGGGCCUGUGGCUCCCCCCCCUCCUCUCGGAUGAAAGGCUUCCCUGUUCCCAGCAGUGGGCCCACCCCUCCUCCCCAGGUGCCAGCGGCCUCCAGGCCACACAGCAGCAGCACGAGCCUAGACAGGGGGACAGAGGCCCCUUAAGCGGGGAGCCAAGAAGGGAGGGCCUAGGUGGGGGAGAACUGUGGGGCCUUCCGUUCCCACUGACACACAGUCUAGGGGCAUGUCUCUUUGGAUCCUCGGCUCCUUUGCAGGCCUCCCUUGCCACCGGGCUGGUGCUGGCUUGUUCAGAUUCUGGUGGGUCCUGCGGGCAGGGUCAGUGAGGAAGGGUUUGGGGGCUCAGGAGACCCCUGUGGUCCCUGGGGUGGCCGCACAGGUGUGAGGGCUGAGCUGGCUGGAGCCCUCCAGGCCCUGUGUUGCCCAGUCCUGUGAGAGCAAGGUGGAAGCUCAGAGGGAGUGUCCCCCUUAGGGGGAGGGGUUCACUCCAGCACCCCCUACCUCUGCUGGCAGCGGCUGUCUGGGGGCAGAGGUGGCAGCGUAGGGCUGGCCAGCGGGUUUGUGGAGCUACUCACUGGCCACAGCUUCCAAGUUUGCAGAGGUGGGGGUAGGGGUUGGGCAUCUAGUGCUCUGAUCGCUCCCUUCCCCCAGCGUAAGCCUCCGCGGGCCUGGGUGGGGAGGUGAGCUCUGCCCUCGCAGGUUCCCCACUUCUCUCGGCGGCCACGGCGGUAAGAAUUCUCCAGACACACGCGCACACACGCGAGGGGCGGUCCGUGCGUCGGUGGGUAGCUGGGGGCGCCUCUAGGACACCGCCACGGGAGAGUAGAGGGACCGGGCGGGCUCCCGCGGGCGCGCGCGUGGAUGGGGGCGUACUCGUGCGCCCUCUGGCAGGCGGGACGCGGCAGCGCAGACCCGGCCGUGGACCCGCCCCCCCGCCCACCCGGCUGUGCAGUCGCUGGACUGACGGCCUGAGCCGCGCCGCUCCGCGCGCAGCCGCCCGCCAGCCCGCCGAGCUGGGCCCUGCCCUCCUCCGCUCCGUGGCUCCGCCCGCGCGGCCCAAUUUCCAGGCGACUGUCUCCCGGAGACCGCGCGCUCCUCUCCGGCGCGAGGGCCCGCCUGUGCCAGGGGCAGGCCCGCCUGGGGCCGGACGAGCGGCUUGGUGGCCUCGGGGUCCCGGCAUCGCGUGAGCGCCGCCCCUCCGGGCUUCGGUUCCCGCGUCCGUAACCCGUAACCCGUAACCCAUAACCCGGGGGCGAGAAAAGGGCCUCGGGGCCGCACAGGGCGCAAGCCCCUGGCGCACGGCUGACGCCGGGUGGGCCUGACGCACUCUGGGCCCCAGCGCAGCGGGCAAGGUCCCGGGGUCGCUGCGAUGGACUCGCUGGCGGCACCCCAGGACCGCCUGGUGGAGCAGCUGCUGUCGCCGCGGACCCAGGCCCAGAGGCGGCUCAAGGACAUCGACAAGCAGUACGUGGGCUUCGCCACACUGCCCAAUCAGGUGCACCGCAAGUCUGUGAAGAAGGGCUUCGACUUCACGCUCAUGGUGGCGGGGGAGUCGGGCCUGGGGAAGUCCACACUGGUACACAGCCUCUUCCUGACUGACUUGUACAAGGAGCGGAAGCUGCUCAGUGCUGAGGAGCGCAUCAGCCAGACGGUCGAGAUCCUGAAGCACACGGUGGACAUUGAGGAGAAGGGGGUCAAGCUGAAGCUCACCAUUGUGGACACGCCAGGCUUCGGGGAUGCCGUCAACAACUCUGAGUGCUGGAAGCCCAUCACCGACUACGUGGACCAGCAGUUUGAGCAGUAUUUCCGGGACGAGAGUGGCCUCAACCGCAAGAACAUCCAGGACAACCGUGUGCACUGCUGCUUGUACUUCAUUUCCCCUUUUGGGCACGGGCUGCGGCCCGUGGACGUGGGCUUCAUGAAAGCCUUGCACGAGAAGGUGAACAUCGUGCCCCUCAUCGCCAAAGCCGACUGUCUCGUCCCCGGUGAGAUCCGGAAGCUGAAGGAGCGGAUCCGGGAGGAGAUCGACAAGUUUGGAAUCCACGUGUACCAGUUUCCUGAGUGUGACUCGGACGAGGACGAGGACUUCAAGCAGCAGGACCGGGAACUGAAGGAGAGCGCACCCUUCGCUGUUAUCGGCAGCAACACGGUGGUGGAGGCCAAGGGGCAGCGGGUCCGGGGGCGUCUGUACCCCUGGGGGAUCGUGGAGGUGGAGAACCAGGCACACUGUGACUUCGUGAAGCUUCGCAACAUGCUCAUCCGUACACACAUGCAUGACCUCAAGGACGUGACGUGCGAUGUGCACUACGAGAACUACCGAGCGCACUGCAUCCAGCAGAUGACCAGCAAACUGACGCAGGACAGCCGCAUGGAGAGCCCCAUCCCCAUCCUGCCACUGCCAACCCCCGAUGCUGAGACGGAGAAGCUCAUCAGGAUGAAAGAUGAGGAGCUAAGGCGCAUGCAGGAGAUGCUGCAGAAAAUGAAGCAGCAAAUGCAGGACCAGUGACCCCACCACAGCCCCACUUUGCCAUGGAUAUACUGCCAGUUUCCAGGCUGGCCCUUCCCACCCCUGGACCCCGACUGGCCUGGACUCGACCCCGGAUUCGUCUGGAUCGCCAACAGGCCUGGACACAACCCCAAUUCCAGAGUGGCCCAGACCUGGACUUUUCCCUACUGUUCCUGAACUGACCCAGAGACGCGGGGUCGCAGCCCCCAGCCAACCCUAAUUUAUUCUCAGCAUCAGCCCCUCCCCUCAUUUGUAUCUGCUUCCAAGGGGCCUGGACAAUGGCCCCCACAACCAGCCCUCUCUGGCCUUGGGGGAGCAGGAGCUAAGUUGGGUGGUGACUUCUGAGAUCUCCCCCGAACCCAGAAGGUCACAGCACUUAGAUUCCAGGCCCUACUCAGAUGGGCGGGUAAACCAAGGCAGAAUAGGGGAGCAGAUCCGUGGGAUCCUGGGCCUAUUCCCUGCCCAGUGCUGCAGAGUGAACCUGGGAGCCCUCACUUUGUGCUGAGGUGGGCCAGGUCCUUCUUACCUCCUCACCCACUCACCAGGUAGCUCAGCGGGCAGGUUGGACAGCCGAAGCAAUUAGGAUCCCUCCAGACCUUAGGAGGCCAGCUGGCUGCUGGGGAGGAAUAAUGGGGCUGGGAUGCUUGUGAAUGCCUACGCCCCUCCCCCAUGGCCAUGGCCUGGCUCCAGGAGCAGUGGGUGGUGGGCAAACUGGCAACCCCCAUCCCUGGACCACCCUUCCCUGUUGGUCACUGGAGGCCUGUUCCCCCCAGCAGCACUGUUGCCCCGGGUUCCUGAGCCCUUGGUCCCCCAUCCCUCCACCCGCAUGAUCCCUGCCCCCAAGCUCCAUUCUCCAGUUUGUUCAGUUGUGAAUGCUGCGUCCUGUCCUGGUGACAGGAGAACAAUGUUGGUGAACGUCGAA
This is a messenger RNA of Balaenoptera acutorostrata (minke whale), 4801 nucleotides long. RefSeq names its product septin 5 (gene SEPTIN5). Gene Ontology annotation, molecular function: GTPase activity; molecular adaptor activity; GTP binding. Gene Ontology annotation, biological process: cytoskeleton-dependent cytokinesis; regulation of exocytosis. Bases 2743 to 3879 code for a protein of 378 amino acids. The transcript is spliced from 11 exons. The record is from RefSeq and is a predicted model, not a curated record. Gene Ontology annotation, cellular component: synaptic vesicle; septin complex; microtubule cytoskeleton. Lineage: Eukaryota; Metazoa; Chordata; Mammalia; Artiodactyla; Balaenopteridae.